AUGCCCCAAGCCCUCACAAGCAAGAAGCGCAGCGCGCCCGACAGCGGCUUCGAUGAAGGCGCGCCCGCGCGCGCCGCGCGGGCCGCGCCGCCGGCCAGCGGCAAGCUGCAGCAGCAGCAGCAGCAGCAGCAGGAGCAGCAGCAGGAGCAGGAGCAGGAGCAGGAGCAGGAGCAGGAGCAGGAGCAGGAGCAGGAGCAGCACCCACGGCAGCAGCCACAGCAGCAGCAGCAGCCACAGCAGCAGCAGCAGCCACAGCAGCGCCAGCAGCGCCUGCAGAAGCAGCGGCGACAACCGCAGCACCAGCAGCACGAGCGCCAGGAGGCGCCCGGCCUCACGUCCACUGGAGGCGACGAACAGGUGUUGAGUGGCACAGAGUCAGCGCGAGACGGCUCGCCGCCGCCGCCGCCGGCUCCGCACGCGCCAGCUCGGGCCGAUGCCAGCGAGUCCGGCGGCUGCGGCUCUGGCGGGCUGCCGCCGGGGCGGGACGGCCCAGCUCUGGCGGGGCCCUCCACUACAGAGCCCGCGCCGCGUGGUCCCCAAGCCGCCGAUGCCUUGGACCCUGGUCUCGAGGCCGCAGCCGCCCCCGUGCUCGCGACCAUGCCAGUGCCCGCGGUGGUGGCAGAGGCCCAAGGCAGCAGCGCUGCGCUGGACCCCACGCCGGCAGCCGCGUUUCAUGGUGGCCCGGCGUCCAACCAGCUGAAGCGCAGGGCGCCGGCCCGUGCCGUCGGCGCAGACGCAGCAGCUGAGAGCGCAGCAGAGCAGGCCGAGGAGGGGCGGGCCCAGGAGGGGCAAGCGCUCAUGGCGUCGGUGGAGCAGCUGCCGGUGAAGCGAAGCGUGCGCGCGUCUGCAGACACAGCAUCUGGCUGCGCCGCUGCGGGAGCCGCCGCCGAUGCAGGGGCUGCGGAGCGGCCACUAGGUGAAACCUGUGUUUCGCCGGCGAUCGCGGCCGCCGGCUGCUGCGCCCAGCCGCCAGCAGAACGCGCUGUGAGCGUCAGCGGCGGCACUGGCGGGGCCAGCGGCGCCAGCACGAGCGCCACGCGCGGCGGCGCCGGCGGCACGAGCCGCGAGGUGUUGAGCCCUCCCGCUGCCGCAGUCGACGCCGGCGCCAACACGGACGGUAACGCCGGCAACGCCGACGCCGACGCCGCCGCGCCCUGCAGCCCCUCCCACGGCGCUGGCGGCCGCAGCGGGGCGCAACGCUCUCCGUCGCCAAGCCGGCCGUCUUACCAUGAGCUCCUACGCCAGAAUGAGGAGCUGCGACGCGAACUGGAGCAGGCGCGCGCCGAGCGCCGCCGUGACGAGGCGCCCUGCACAGCGCUCGCCAGCGCGCCGGCAGCCGAGGCGACCGCGCAGCCGCAGGCCGACAGGCCCGGCGCGGCCGGCGCACUGGGGGCCGCGGCGCUCGACGCGUUUGACGCCUGGGUGGCCGACGCGGCGGGCGGCGCGCCGCCGCCGCCGGAGGACGCGCAGCAGCAGCCGCUGGAGUAUGCGAAGCUGCUGCUGUACGACGCGGUGUCCAAGGCGCUGCAGCGCGCGCUGGACGGGCUGGCGGCGUCAGAGGUGUUCCAGGACGGGCUCAGGGCUGUCGUGAAGUCCGAGUUCCAGCGGCAAGGCCCGCGGCUGGCCGACCCCGUCCUCUGGCGCGCCGCGAUGCGCGACGCGCUGCCCGCCGCGCUCGAGGCGGCCGCGCCGCGGCUGCUGCAGGAACUCGAGCGCGACCCAUCGGCGCUGCUCGCGGUGCUGUGGCCGCAUGCCGAGGGCGACCCGGAGGAGGAGAGGCAGGAGGCCCUCUUGCGCGCCUGCGUCUCGCGCAUCGCGCAGGACCGGGGCGUGUCGGAGGGGCUGGAGCAGGGGUUUGCGGCAGCUGAGGAGCAGCUGGUGGGGGCCAUGACGGCCUCGGUGGGCCAGCUGGCAGCCAGCGGCGCCCUUGAGCGCAGGAUUGAGGAGCGCGUCGACGCCCUGCUGCCCGCCGCCCUCGCCCGCUGGGCUGACGCGCCCGCCGGCGCGGCGCGCGUCGGCGCGGCGCUGGAGCGGGAGGCACGCGCCGCGCUCCUCGCACCGGCGCCGGUGCUCGUCGAUGCCGCCGAUGCCACCGAUGCCACCGAUGCCGCACCACCCUCCUUGCAGCCGCCGCUGUCGCUCCUGGCAUCCGAGCUGCGGGCGGCGCUGAUCCAGGACGACGCGCUCAAGGCCCUGUCCGCGCGCGCGGUCACGGACUGCCUGCUGCGCCCGAUGCUGCCGCCGGGCGCGCGUGUGGUGGUCCAGGCGCCAGGCGCACCCGUGGGCGCCGCCGACGGCGACGAUGCUGGCGGUGCGCUGUGA
Molecule: messenger RNA, 2322 nt
Organism: Monoraphidium neglectum
Lineage: Eukaryota; Viridiplantae; Chlorophyta; Chlorophyceae; Sphaeropleales; Selenastraceae
Exons: 5
Coding region: 1-2322 (773 amino acids)
Source: RefSeq, a predicted model, not a curated record